AUGGCCAUGGGCCAAUCCCAAGCCAUGCCAAAAGUAAUAGAUGGAUACAGAGGAACUGCAACUCUUUACGGAAGCCAACGACGUGCAAACAGCAGCUCAGAUCCCGACUCGACCAAAAUAACGGGGGAAACUAUGGAUCCUCCAAUGAUAGACGUCUCCCAUCGCGUGCCUCUUUACGCAUCGGACGAGCUGCGUGCAAAUCUCUACGAUUUGGUUUUUGUCAACAAAUGGUUAUCGACCAAAAAGCCAUUUGAACCAGGAAAUGUGGCUGAUGAAGAGCUUGCAAAAGCAAUUGCUACUGAGGCCGUCCGCAGCAACAGAAAUGCAGGAGAAAGAGACCCACAGGAUGUCAAACUCGAAAACUCUACUCGAUCUUUUUGGAAGGAGGUGUUUGACGAUGUAUUUAAAGGCAAUGCGCAGUCCCAGGAGCUUGCUGAGAAAAUAAAGGAUCUUUGCAUCCGCCUGGCAAUGGCCAAGCCAACAGCAUUCAAAGAGUUCAAGGAAUGUGAAGCCAACAACGCCAUUGGUCUUUUACCUCGCUCUCUGCGCACUGACAUGCUGAUGGGAGCUUGGGAUGUGCUCGGCCACCUAUGGAUGACGGAUCUGAUGGAAAAGGAUACGGUAGACCGCCCCAAGAAUGCUUAUGAAGUGACAUCGAGUGCCGCCAAUUCAAACUGGAAACGAGUUGGCGUGUUUUGUGGCGGCAAGAUGAACUGGACCCCGUUCGAACCCAACAAUGAUAAGGACCAAGAGUUGUCGAAAGCUGUGGCUUCAAUGGUUCCUGAUUCUGCACUGGCAGCCAACUACCAAGAACUGUACAACUCAAUGUGGCCAGAAAGUGGAAGCAGCGAAGACUCCGACGUGAAUAAGGCAGCAAAAGAAUUGAGCUUUCGCAUGGCAUUGACAAAUCCAUCUGCCUUUGGAGACUCCUGCAUUGAGACCAGCAACGGGACUUAUCUAGUGCCAUCACGAGCAACACACCAAUGGAUGGGUGCUCAUCUAGUCUUUGGAAGUGUUUGGGCUGAUGAAGAAUGGACAGCAUGUAUAGAGAAACGUAACAAUCCUGAGGAAAAGCAACAAGGUGGGGCAACAGCAGGAGCAGCAAUUGAUGUUGAAAGAAGCAGCAGCCCGGUCCUUGACGAGCUUUCAUAUGCCAGUAUAAGCCCUCUUUCCAACGAGGAAAAAAGCUUGGAAGCUUUUCCUCUGCGGUUUGAAGUGGGCAGUGUCUCGUCACCUCCCCCUGGAAUGAAACCCCUUGCACCAGCAGACGGGCUCAAGGACAUCACGGGGGCAAAUGUCCUCGUGGGAAUGAAGAAGGACAAAUCCAUUCCAGAGCUAGCCGUCCCAAUUUCACCAAAAUGCACAAAAGAGAUCUGUUCUAUGCUGGAGAAAUCCGAAGGAUUCAUCUCAGUACCAAAUGUCGAACCCAAAGAGUUGUUUACGACUGUCUUGGGCAAAGUGAAGAGUAUAGAUAUGGAUUCGACGCCUUUCGACCCUACAAAUGAAGCGGAUGUUGAGUUAUCACAGGGAUUCCAGAAAGCCCUCAGAUCGGCGGGGAGCGAUUAUCAGGACAAGAUCUUCACAGUAUGGGAACGCUGCAUCAACGCACAUGACCAAUUGAAUGACUCGCAUAAGCUUGCAGUCAAAUUGGCCAGACUGAUCCUACCGUCCUUUGUAGCAGUUUCACUUUCGAUACAACCGAGGAAGCGACGGGGAUGA
This is a messenger RNA of Seminavis robusta, 1719 nucleotides long. The record is from the annotation of a GenBank genome assembly. Lineage: Eukaryota; Bacillariophyta; Bacillariophyceae; Naviculales; Naviculaceae.